Molecule: messenger RNA, 1710 nt
Organism: Alnus glutinosa
Lineage: Eukaryota; Viridiplantae; Streptophyta; Magnoliopsida; Fagales; Betulaceae
Product: pheophytinase, chloroplastic
Exons: 8
Coding region: 236-1393 (385 amino acids)
Source: RefSeq, a predicted model, not a curated record
UAAACAACUUCAAGAGCCAGAGCCAGAGCCAGACGUCAGACGUGGAUAAAAGUGGGAGCCAUGCCACAUAGGACAACUGUAUGUUGGCUACGUGGACCAAUACCGAACAUGAAACCAGUGCCUGGUUCCCCUAACCUCUAACUACCGAUUGAAGGACCAUACAUGCGAGCUCUCUCGUACACAAUUCACGUACGCUCCGAGGAUUCUGUGUUUCUGUUAUCAGAGAUUCAGAGCUAUGGCAAGCACUACUUCCUCUAUACUGCCCCUAUCAAAGCCAGAUUUUCCAGUCCUGUCCUCUCAAAGAAGCAAGAAGAUUAUAGCGUCAUCAACCAUUUUUUGCAGAACCCGUCUUCAAGAAUAUCCAAUUCUUGGCCGAUUUUCGAAGUUUCAUCGAAUUAGUACAAAUGGGUUUGUUGUACUUUCUCGUUCCAACGAUCAGGUUGAAGAGAUUGGUCUUUCUAGUCAGGAAAAGGCAUGGAGUAAUGACCCCAAGAUUGAAGUUCAAAGCCGUAUGUGGAACUGGAGGGGUUAUUCUAUUCGCUAUCAGUUUUCUGGGAACAGUGGCCCUGCAUUAGUUUUAAUUCAUGGUUUUGGAGCAAACAGUGACCACUGGCGGAAAAAUAUUCCAGUUCUGGCAAAAUCACACAGGGUAUAUUCUAUUGAUCUUAUUGGUUACGGAUACUCGGAUAAACCAAAUCCUCGCCAAGUUGGAGACAGCUAUUAUACAUUUGAAACAUGGGCUACCCAACUAAAUGAGUUUUGUAUUGAUGUGGUUAAGGAUGAAGCAUUCUUUAUUUGCAAUUCCAUUGGAGGACUUGUUGGUCUUCAGGCAGCAGUUAUGGCACCAGAGAUCUGCAAAGGCAUUAUCCUUUUGAAUAUAUCUCUUCGUAUGCUUCAUAUUAAGAAGCAGCCUUGGUUUGGAAAACCUUUAAUCAGAUCACUCCAGAGUUUGCUGAGGAAUACUGCUUUGGGCAAAUAUUUCUACAGAACUGUUGCCACACCAGAAUCUGUGAGGGGUAUUCUUUGCCAGUGUUACCAUGAUACUUCCCAAGUGACAGAGGAACUAGUUCAGAAGAUACUUAAUCCAGGACUGGAACCUGGUGCUGCAGAUGUGUUUCUGGAGUUUAUUUGCUACUCAGGUGGCCCUCUUCCUGAGGAACUUCUGCCUCAAAUAAAGUGUCCUGUUUUAGUAGCAUGGGGUGACAAGGAUCCAUGGGAACCCAUUGAGCUUGGAAGAAACUAUGGGAAUUUUGAUUCUGUAGAAGACUUUAUUGUCCUCCCCAAUGUUGGGCACUGCCCCCAGGACGAAGCACCACAUCUUGUGAAUCCACUUGUCGAGUCAUUUGUGGCACGCCAUGCUACACCGUCUGCUAGUGUCUCCACAACUAUCUGAUCCAGUGGCAUCUCAGUUUGUUGCUGUUUCUUAGUGCGUUCAAGGUGUUUCUGGCUUAUCAAGUUAUCCUUUCUCAAGGCACUGCUAAUCAAAUUCCACGUUCCCUUUUAAACAAUAUAUGUUCAAGCGUGGGGUUAAGCACUUCUUUUUGUGGGGGAGUAUGCUUGAAAAAUGUGGCCUUUCAGCCAACCCGACUACCAUGUCUUUAGAAUCCUUAGACUUGGACCACUCCUAUUUUAAAUCUUCAAAUUUUGUAAUUACAUUUUGUAAGACUAUCUUCUUUUCUGUUAAUAUAUAAUAUAUGAAGUUUUGGCUAA